Messenger RNA from Salvelinus fontinalis (brook trout), 3967 nucleotides. Its product is annotated as tetratricopeptide repeat protein 29-like. Gene Ontology annotation, molecular function: protein binding. The transcript has 7 exons. Lineage: Eukaryota; Metazoa; Chordata; Actinopteri; Salmoniformes; Salmonidae. The record is from RefSeq and is a predicted model, not a curated record. The annotation marks the transcript as partial.
UCUCUCCCUCUAGGUCAGUUGGACAGUGCCAGGGAGCAGUAUGAGUGCUUCUACCAGCUGACAGCAGGACGGGCAUGGAGCAGUGAGGGGGGCAGGUCUCUCCACUGCCAGGCCUGUGAGAGUCUCUGGAGGGUUUACACCCAGCUGGCAGACAGACCACUACAGGAUAACGACUACAGAGCUGCUAUAGACACGCUGAGCAAGGCCUUCCAGAUGGCCAAGGAAGCUGGAGACCAUAGAAUCGAGGGGGAGGCGGCCUACCGUGUGGGUCUGGCCUAUCAGUGUGUCGGCGACCAGGUGACAGCCAAGCGCUUCCUGAACAUGUACAUGGAGAUGUCUACAGCCCUGGGGGACGCAGGAGGACUGGGGAAGGCCUAUAAAGCCGUAGCCAAGUCCCUGGAGAGUGAGGGGAAGCUGAGUGAGACGGUCCAGUAUCUGGAGAAGUUUGCAGAGGUUUCCCAGGCCAACCACCAAUACCACAACCUAGAGGAGGCAUGCAUGUGCCUAGGAGUCAUCUUCAACUCUAGAGGUCAGUACGAAAGAGGCUGUACGUACUUCGAACGGGGGUACGAGAUCGCCCGUGACCUGGAGGAGGUUUCCCUGCUCCAGAGGGCUCAGGUGUUUGUGGGUAGUGCCCGUGCCUACAGUAUGAUCAGGAGGUACAGUCGUUCCGUUGAGACGGCAUCACACAGUGACCUGCUACACCUGACAGGCUGGAAGGAGAGCAGGGAAAACGUAUUCACUGAUACAACAGGAUCCGCCGCAGCAGAGGGAAAGAUAUGAGGAAGAGGAGGAAGAGGAGGACCAGAGGAGAAGAUGAAGUGCAUACUCUUAUCCCCGUGCUAAUAAUUAAACAUCAAACUCUGGUCAUAGCGAAUGUGCUUUAUCUUUAAUUUACGAUCUGUAGAAACUAUGAGAAUAGAAAGGUUCAGUACUUUUGUGAAACAUUCACAGCACAGUUGGAAAAAUAUAUGGAAAUUAGAAAACUGGAUGGUGGUCAGAGAUAGAUGGGAGGGGUUGAGGGGAGAUGAAGGAUGGGACUGGAUGGUGUUCAGAGAUAGCUGGAGGGGUUGAGGGGAGCUGAAGGAUGGGACUGGAUGGUGUUCAGAGAUAGAUGGGAGGGGUUGAGGAGAGCUGAAGGAUGGGACUGGAUGGUGUUCAGAGAUAGAUGGGAGGGGUUGAGGGGAGCUGAAGGAUGGGACUGGAUGGUGUUCAGAGAUAGAUGGGAGGGGUUGAGGGGAGCUGAAGGAUGGGACUGGAUGGUGUUCAGAGAUAGAUGGGAGGGGUUGAGGGGAGCUGAAGGAUGGGACUGGAUGGUGUUAGGAGAUAGAUGGGAGGGGUUGAGGGGAGCUGAAGGAUGGGACUGGAUGGCGUUAAGAGAGAGAUGGGAGGGGUUGAGGGGAGCUGAAGGGUGGGACUAAAAACAAACUAAAUAUAAACUAUUGUAAAAUAGAUUGUGUCUAUGUAUAUAGUAUGUAUAGUCCAAGUCAUGUGAAUCUAGUCCAAGUCAUGUGACCCUAGUCCAAGUCAUGUGACCCUAGUCAAGUCAUGUGACUCUAGUCCAAGUCAUGUGACUCUAGUCCAAGUCAUGUGACCCUAGUCCAAGUCAUGUGACCCUAGUCCAAGUCAUGUGACUCUAGUCCAAGUCAUGUGACCCUAGUCCAAGUCAUGUGACUCUAGUCCAAGUAUGUGACCAUAGUCCAAGUCAUGUGACUCUAGUCCAAGUCAUGUGACCCUAGUCCAAGUCAUGUGACUCUAGUCCACACCUCUGGUAUGUAUAAGCUGGAAGUAGAAGCCUAAGUGUUGUUGUCCAUUAGUUUACUACAAAUAGGGGAAGGGAGUGAGUAGUGAGUAGAUUACUUUUAAAACUACGGGCGGACAUCUUGAACGCAGUGUCCAGGUCUUAUUAGACCUCAGAUAUUCAUAUAACAGAGGUACUGUAAAUGACUGUAAACUGCAUAUUGGGACUGUAAAAGCGUAAUUUUUUUUAAUAUUUUUUUUAUUUAACCUUUAUUUAACCAGGUAGGCAAAUUGAGAACACGUUCUCAUUUACAAUUGCGACCUGGCCAAGAUAAAGCAAAGCAGUUCGACACAUACAACAACACAUAGUUACACAUGGAGUAAAAACAAACAUAUAGUCAAUAAUACAGUGAAAAAAAUAAAAAAAUAAGUCUAUAUACAAUGUGAGCAAGUGAGGUGAGAUAAGGGAGGUGAAGGCAAACAGAUAUAUGUAUAAAUAAAUAAAAAUAUAAAAAGGCCAUGGAGGCGAAGUGAGUACAACACAGCAAGUAAAAUAAAAACUAAAAAAAACACUGGAAUGGUUGGUUUGCAGUGGAAGAAAGUGCAAAGUAGAGACAGAAAUAAUGGGGUGCAAAGGAGCAAAAUAAAUUAAUAAAUGAAUACAGUAGGUAAAGAGGUAGUUGUUUGGGCUAAAUUGUAGAUGGGUUAUGUACAGGUGCAGUAAUCUACGAGCUGCUCUGACAGCUGGUGCUUAAAGCUAGUGAGGGAGAUAGGUGUUUCCAGUUUCAGAGAUUUUUGUAGUUCGUUCCAGUCAUUGGCAGCAGAGAACUGGAAGGAGAGGCGUCCAAAGGAAGAAUUGGUUUUGGGGGUGACUAGAGAGAUAUACCUGCUGGAGCGCGUGCUACGGGUAGGUGCUGCUAUGGUGACCAGCGAGCUGAGAUAAGGGGGGACUUUACCUAGCAGGGUCUUGUAGAUGACCUGGAACCAAUGGGUUUGGCGACGAGUAUGAAGCGAGGGCCAGCCAACGAGAGUGUACAGGUCGCAGUGGUGGGUAGUAUAUGGGGCUUUGGUGACAAAACGGAUGGCACUGUGAUAGACUGCAUCCAAUUUAUUGAGUAGGGUUUUGGAGGCUAUUUUGUAAAUGACAUCACCGAAGUCGAGGAUUGGUAGGAUGGUCAGUUUUACAAGGGUAUGUUUGGCAGCAUGAGUAAAGGAUGCUUUGUUGCGGAAUAGGAAGCCAAUUCUAGAUUUGACUUUGGAUUGGAGAUGUUUAAUGUGGGUCUGGAAGGAGAGUUUACAGUCUAACCAGACACCUAGAUAUUUGUAGUUGUCCACAUAUUCUAAGUCAGAGCCGUCCAAAGUAGUGAUGUUGGACAGGCGGGCAGGAGCAGGCAGCGAUCGGUUGAAGAGCAUGCAUUUGGUUUUACUUGUAUUUAAGAGCAGUUGGAGGCCACGGAAGGAGAGUUGUAUGGCAUUGAAGCUCGCCUGCAGGGUUGUUAACACAGUGUCAAAAGAAGGGCCAGAAGUAUACAGAAUAGUGUCGUCUGCGUAGUGGUGGAUCAGAGAAUCACCAGCAGUAAGAGCGACAUCAUUGAUGUAAACAGAGAAGAGAGUCGGUCCAAGAAUUGAACCCUGUGGCACCCCCAUAGAGACUGCCAGAGGCCCGGACAACAGACCCUCCGAUUUGACACACUGAACUCUAUCAGAGAAGUAGUUGGUGAACCAGGCGAGGCAAUCAUUAGAGAAACCAAGGCUGUCGAGUCUGCCAAUGAGGAUGUGGUGAUUGACAGAGUCAAAAGCCUUGGCCAGGUCAAUGAAUACGGCUGCACAGUAUUGUUUCCUAUCGAUGGCGGUUACGAUAUCGUUUAUGACCUUGAGCGUGGCUGAGGUGCACCCAUGACCAGCUCUGAAACCAGAUUGCAUAGCGGAGAAGGUGUGGUGUGAUUCGAAAUGGUCGGUAAUCUGUUUGUUGACUUGGCUUUCGAAGACCUUAGAAAGGCAGGGUAGGAUAGAUAUAGGUCUGUAGCAGUUAGGGUCAAGGGUGUCCCCCCCUUUGAAGAGGGGGAUAACCGCAGCUGCUUUCCAAUCUUUGGGGUAAUACCCAUAAUAGAUUAACCAUUCUAAUUUCAAAUAGUCAAUCAAGGAUACUAACAUGGGAAUCAAACGAGUGAUACGUCUGUUGUUCGUAGUUGACUGUUAUUUUAAAAAUAAACAACUUUCAAAAGGA